CGCAAGUUAUCUUGGUCUUCUCUCUUUUACCUGCUCUUCUUCCUCAUCCUCAUCCUUACUUGCUGGUUCGUAUGGAAACAGGAAGCCCCCGUCUCGCUCAUGUUCGGAAAUGGCUCUUCAGUAUGGAAAAAAAUCACAACGCUGUGGAACGAGGGGGAAGAAUGCAGCGCGCAGUGCAGUUUGGUCCUUCUGGAGAGCAUCCCAGACACCUUACGCUAUCCAUCUCCGAGCCCUCAAAACCCCACCAUUUACGAAGGGUGGAUGGAUCUCCUCUCGGGAGCCAACAGCGUCGUAGAAAUCGCGGCUUUUUACUUUACCCUCCGGGACUCCGAUUUACAAAUGGAAGAUCCUUCGGCAAAUCCGGGCCUGGAGGUGUUCAAUAUGCUGCGCAGCCUACCUUCCCGGGGGGUGAAGCUGGAGAUAGCGGUGAAUAGCCCUCAAUCGUCCGAACAAGACACUGAUGAAUUGAUCCGUGACGCCUGCGACAAAGGCGUGAGCGUGCGUCUUCUCAUCAGCUGUUGGCAGCACUCCAGACAAACCAUGUUUGUCUUCCUGGAGUCACUCACGGUCCUGAGAAGGAAACCCCUCCACUGCCCCAUCGAAGUGAAACUCUUUGUGGUUCCCACAGAAGGGAGAGAAAUUCCUUAUGCUCACGUUAACCACAACAAAUACAUGGUGACGGACCGCGUAGCUUAUGUUGGAACUUCUAACUGGUCUGAAGAUUAUUUUCUCCACACCACCGGAGUGGGGCUGAUCGUCAAUCAAAGCCACGUUGCUCCCGAAGCCCAACGUUACACUUUGCGCCAGCAGUAUGGCUUCGUCAUCGCCGUAACCACCAUCGACAAUAUCGGAGCCGGCGUGAUUCAGCCGGGACGCGGCUUUGUCCUUUACCCGGUCAAGUACAAGGCGAUUGUCUUCCGCCCGUUCAAGGGUGAAGUGGUGGACGCCAUUGUCACUCAGGUGAACAAGGUUGGCCUCUUCACCGAGAUCGGACCGAUGUCUUGUUUCAUAUCCCGACAUUCGAUUCCUUCAGAAAUGGAGUACGAUACUAACUCGAAUCCGCCCUGCUACAAGACUGUGGAUGAGGACAUUGUUAUCCAGCCAGAAGAUAAUAUCCGAUUAAAGAUUGUGGGGACCCGGGUGGACAAGAACGAUAUAGUGAGUUGCAUCCUUUGA
Messenger RNA from Protobothrops mucrosquamatus (brown spotted pit viper), 1176 nucleotides. Its product is annotated as phospholipase D3-like. The annotation marks the transcript as partial. The transcript is spliced from 10 exons. The record is from RefSeq and is a predicted model, not a curated record. NCBI's taxonomy places the organism in Eukaryota, Metazoa, Chordata, Lepidosauria, Squamata, Viperidae. Gene Ontology annotation, molecular function: catalytic activity; nucleic acid binding.